AUGUCGGCUGCUGACAUGGCGCCCUCCCCCGCGGCGGGCGGGGGCAGCAAGGCGUCCUCGGCUGAGGAGGYGCUGCUCAGCCGGGCAGGCUGUGGUGGCGUGGGCCAGGCGCCCUCCCUGGGAGACUCUCCCUUUUCCCUCKGGGACCGCUUCCAUUACUCAUGCUCUGUCCAUCAUGGGAAUGGCCCCAGGUUCAAAGCCCGGGUGAGGGAAGGGAAGAAGCGGAGUGGGACGUGUGGGAGGACCAAUGCCAGACCCUAUGGCUCGGGGGCGGGGAACGGAGCGGGAGAGCSGAGCCCGCGCCCCAGAGCCGGAGCGGUGGCGCCCGCAGGGACCGAGCGCACGGCCAGGACGGCCAGCGCACCCUGCCCACGGCCGGCGGAGCGCAGCAGGCUCGGCGCCACCGAGAACUUCUGCAACUUGCCGCUGUCAAAAGCGACACGGGGAACGCCAGCGCAACCCUCGGACACGGGUAACGAGCCGGUUGGUGGGCAACGAUCCGGGUUCCUCAAACCUGAGGGAUCAAAGUGGGAAGAACCCCAAGCAUGCCCAGGCGGAAGAUUGGCAGUUUAUAGGGUCAACCGGCUGCGGGCGGCUCUGAUGGAUGGGCGGCGCACCCACUCGGCUAGCCCAGCGCCAGAGCCCGCCCUCUGGGAAAGCCAAUGCCGGGGCAGGGAGGCGGAUCUCCCCGAGCUCGUUUGGCCCGGUUUCUCCUCCCCUUCGCCAGCAGCUGCGCUUCGCCCGGGACUGGACCGAGUUAGAGUUGAGGCGCCGGAGGAGUAG
Malurus melanocephalus (red-backed fairy wren) is the source of this 783-nucleotide messenger RNA. RefSeq lists its product as uncharacterized. The coding region runs from base 1 to 783 and encodes 260 amino acids. The transcript has a single exon. The record is from RefSeq and is a predicted model, not a curated record. Lineage: Eukaryota; Metazoa; Chordata; Aves; Passeriformes; Maluridae.